Molecule: messenger RNA, 1044 nt
Organism: Plasmodium malariae
Lineage: Eukaryota; Apicomplexa; Aconoidasida; Haemosporida; Plasmodiidae
Source: the annotation of a RefSeq genome assembly
AUGUAUUGUUUUUUAGUGCCUUAUAUUUGUUCAUUCAAGUAUGUUGAAUAUUUUGAAAGGGCCUCCAAAAGAACUGCAUAAUGUGUGGUUCACGGUGCGGGUUCGUAUAUACGUAUGUAAGUAUAUGCGUAUUGCAUGUGUACGUAUGAAUGUGUAACACCGGAAAUGAAUUUAUGUAACAAGAGAAACUUGAGAAACCUAUCAGAGUUAAUUCUUAAAAAGCUAGAGCAGUUUAUUGAAUUUAAUGACCAAAGGUUGUUAGAAGUUACGAGAGACAUGAGGGUGCCAAAAACUUCUGGAACUGUGGAUGAGGAUGAAAAAACCAAGUUCAUGAUGAGACAAUACGAAAGGGGGAAUAUCAGCUACUGUAACAACUGCGGUAACUGUAAUAACUGCAGCAAUAGCAGGAACAGUAAAAAUGUAGACAACAGCUGUGAGGAUAAAGAUAACAAAAGGAUAGAUGAAGAAGAAAAAUAGGACUCUAUCGAGUCCGAACUUUUGUAUGAUUGGCAAAAUUUUGAAGAAUUAACAGAGGAGGAGUUUAAUAAAAGAAUUAUUAAUUUGAGGGGUUAUAUAGAUCACAAUGAGAUGUUUGUUUUAUGGAAUUAUGUAUAUAAUAAGGGGAAAAAAAAGUAUUUAAAUUUAAAGGAAGAGUUAUGGAAAAUAUGUGAAAAAUUAUUAAUGCAAUAUGAUAUAUCAGAAGAUUAUAUUAUGAGAGAAUGGAAAAAAUUAAAUACAUAUUUAAAAGAUGAAUUAAUGAAAAAACAAAGAGAUGAUUUUAUGGAAUUAAAAAUGUUUAUAGACUCAAAUGAUAAUCUUCGUUGGGAAUAUGUAGCAUUUAUAAUAGAUAAAAAUCAAUCAUGGGAUGUUAUAAAACAUAUGACAAAAGAUAAACUGCAAAAUAAAUUAGUUGAAAGCUUUGAGAAAUAUGCAGAUCAAGCUCAAGAGAGGGAAAUUGAAAAAACUCCAAAAACUGGAGCUAGAAGUGGUUCAGCAAACAAUAAUAACGACGAACGUGAAAUAUUAGUGAGCAAUGUAUUAUAA